Molecule: messenger RNA, 3748 nt
Organism: Acanthochromis polyacanthus (spiny chromis)
Lineage: Eukaryota; Metazoa; Chordata; Actinopteri; Pomacentridae
Gene: eps8l1a
Product: eps8 like 1a
Exons: 14
Coding region: 271-1836 (521 amino acids)
Biological process (GO): Rho protein signal transduction; positive regulation of ruffle assembly; regulation of Rho protein signal transduction
Cellular component (GO): plasma membrane; vesicle; ruffle membrane
Molecular function (GO): actin binding
Source: RefSeq, a predicted model, not a curated record
UAGAAAUGCCUGCCUGCUCGUAGAGAUGCAGAGAAAGAAUGACAGGGAGAGAGGGAGGGAGGCAGGGAGGGAGAGUGUGUGCAUCAGAGAGUCAGAGUAGAAUGAAAGCAGCACAGAUUACCUACGAAAGGAAAACCAGACUUGUUUUUCUUGUUUCGGCAUGUCUCAAGAAGGGAGGACGUCCUAUUAUAAACUAAACUAAGCUCGGUGCUCAUACAAUUCAGCGGGAGGACUGGUGUCUGUGUCUUGGAUUUAAACAUUCAGACGAAGAUGUCAGAACCUCCUCCAGUGGCUGCCAGGAAGCAUUCAGGUGUCCAAGUCAUGAUCUCUCCACGAGAACAGCCUCCUGAGCUGCCCCUCAUCACAGAUGCUAGCAAAGAGAAUGGUGCCAGUGCAGAGUCAAAUCAUAGAUCUCUGUUGAAUGCAGAAAGAGAAGUGGAGAUUCUGAACCACUGCUUCAGUGACGUGGAGAGAUUCAUGAUGCUCUUGCAGCAGACAGCAGAGGCCCAGAGUGUCCUCAACAAAAGGAAAAAAAAGAGGAGCACUAAGAACAAGAAGAAGGAGGCCCAAGAUGAUGAUUUGUUGACCCUGAAGGCUUUCCCUCCACCUGAGGAAGAAUUUGUGGACAUCUUUCAGAAAAUCAAGUAUGCCUUCAGUCUGCUGGACCGUCUCAAGUCAUCCAUUGCACAGCCUGAUUCUCCGGAGCUGCUGCACCACGUCUUUGUGCCGUUGAGGCUGCUGGUUAAAACCACCGGAGGGCCUGAACUUGGUGCUUCGGUGCUCAGUCCUGCUAUGACCAGUGGUGCUGUUUUGCUGCUGCAGGAGCAUCUGACUGAAGAAGAGAAACAGCUAUGGGCUUCGUUAGGAACUAACUGGACUACCCCCAGUUCGCACCUGGGAGUGUCUGUUCCUCCAUACUCCCCCGUCUUCCUGGAUGGGUGGCAGCCUCAGGCCUAUGACACGGCCGGCCAGCCUUUGGACGAUCCCAUCGAGUCGCAGCACAAACAGGAUGCUUACAAGGAAAGUCUACAGGAACAAGCUCAACAGACAGCAAAGGUCUCAAGUGAAGGAACUGACAAAGUAGAUGGAAACGGGCUUCCACCAGAAGGAGAGAGGCUCUACUGCUGCAGUUAUGACUUCGUGGCAAGAAACAGCAGUGAAUUGUCAGUGCUACAAGGAGAAAUACUAGAGGUGGUUGAAUCAUCAAAGCGCUGGUGGAAGUGUCGGAAUCGCUUUGACCAGAUAGGAUUUGUUCCCUUUAACAUUCUGGAGCCUCUGUCUGCUCUGAAUAACACAGAGACAGACACCUCAGUGGUCCACAGAGACUUAAAGAUGGCUAUUUCUCCUCGGACAAAAUAUUUCUCAUACACUCCAACAAGCCCAGUUGGGACCAGUCCUACUGCUACAAGUCCAACAGUGCGACCUCAAAGCAUGGGCUUACCAUCGACAGCCAUGCAGGAGGAAGAUGGUCGAGUCCUGUUAAUAAAUGAUGAGCUUCUCCAGCGACUGGCAGAGAAAAGAGACUCAGGCCGUCCACUGGUGGUCCCUCGUGCAGCCGAAACCUCUGCACCCCUGAACUACCACUCGGCAGCUGCUGAGGUGGAGGCCUGGCUCACCGCUAAAGGCUUCAGCCAACAGACAAUCCAGAGUCUGGGCAUUUUAAAUGGUGCACAGCUGUUUUCCCUAAACAAGGAGGAGCUCCGCACGGUGUCACCUGAGGAAGGUGCCAGAGUUUACAGCCAGAUCAUGGUGCAGAAAGCCCUUCUUGAGGAUGUGCGCAAAGCCUCCGAACUAGAGAAGGUGAUGGAGAAACAAAAACAGAAGAUAUCUGAGUGAUGACAGAGUUGUCAGUAUCCACUAACACAGGUGUGAUAUCAAGACUUAUUAGAGGUAAAGAUAAAAUUAGUCUUUCAAUUAAAUAUGCUGUUAAAUCUCAGCAAAAGCAAUCAAUCUUAAAAGCCAGGCCUCAUUCACUAACACUGAUUUGAAAGGCAACUUUUUUUGUUUAUUGUUCUUACUCUUUUGUUAAAUUCCAUAUUUCUGUUAUCACAUGUUGAGAUAAUGUUGGAAGUUUGCAAUAGAUGCAACACAAUAAUCCAAAAAUAAUGGUCAGUUUUGUCAGUUGAAAUGGUCGACUCCACAGGGCAGUCAGUUGUUUGGCUGAUUCAAGUUUUUAUUACAUGUACAUCAAUCUGUAUUUAAACAACACACACUUCAAACAUACUUCAUUUAAAACUGCAGUCCUGAGUCUUAUAUAUAGCGUUUUUAAGACAGUAAAUUGUUCUCUUUCUUGUGCUUUUUUGUUGGUACUUCAGUUGCAAAGAAUGUUAUGAAAUAAUGUACAACGUAGGAUUAUAAGAAAUAUAAUAUUGUCAAUAUAUUAGCUUCAAUAAUAUAUUAUGUGCAUAUUUGUUUUUUAUUUUGACAUAAAUGAUCAAACCAUGCAUUUUAACAAAGACAUGAAGAAUUGUAGAUAAACUCAUUUCAUACUUAAUUUUGAGAAUGUCUGUCAUUUUUAUCCUCUGUGCAAAGAACAAAAACAUGUUUGAUUUCUAAUAAUUAAAAGAAAGCGUCACUGCAGACGUCAACAUACAUAAAAACACAGAUUCAGGUAGAAGUAAUUUAACACUGUGCAGAGAUGUGCAGUGCACAACAUGUUACUUCAGCACAUUCUUACAAAUAAAGCUCAUUAGAGGUCAAACAUUGUACUGUAAACAGCCAUUGCCUGUUUUUUGCCUCCACUAGCAUUGCACAUUUCAGACGAUUCCUGACUAAAUUUUCCACUUGCUCUAAAACUGUCUUCUCAUUUAACAUCUUCAGAGGUAGGAGGAUUAUUUCAUGUUUUCAGCACACAAAUUCAUCGUAGAUGUCAAGUAGAAAAAUUACACUUCAGGUACUUCAGUUCAAGUACACAGUUAACUUAUGUUUGUUUAUAUAUAUAUAUAUAUAUAUAUAUAUCUCAUGGUAGAGACUGCGAUUUGGUAGAAUUGGAGUUUCUACCAGUAGAGACUGCGAUUGGAGUCUCUACCAGUAGAAACUCCAAUCCUACCAGUAGAGAUUUGUCAGGGCUAAGGUUAGACUUUUAAGGUUAGGGUCAGGGGUCGGGGUCAGGGUCAGUUAAGGUUAGGGUCAGGGGUCAGAUUUAAAGUUCCAUCUCUACUGGUAGAAACUCCAAUUCUACCAAAUCGCAGUCUCUACCCUGACACAUAUAUAUAUAUAUAUAUAUAUAUACACAUACACACACAGUGUCUUGUGAAAGUAUUCGGCCCCCUUGAACUUUUCAACCUUUCGCCACAUUUCAAGCUUCAAACAUAAAGAUAUAAAAUUUUAAUUUUUUGUCAAGAAUCAACAACAAGUGGGACAGUGAACGUGGAACGAAAUUUAUUGGAUAUUUUAAACUUUUUUUAACAAAUAAAAACCUGAAAAGUGGGGCGUGCAAUAUUAUUCGGCCCCCUUGCAUUAAUACUUUGUAGCGCCACCUUUCGCUGCUAUUACAGCUGCAAGUCGUUUGGGGUAUGUCUCUAUCAGUUUUGCACAUUGAGAGACUGAAAUUCUUGCCCAUUCUUCCUUGCAUAACAGCUCGAGCUCAGUGAGGUUGGAUGGAGAGCGUUUGUGAACAGCAGUCUUCAGCUCUGCUGAAGAAAAGCAGGCCCAAACCAUGAGGCUGCCACCACCAUGUUUGACAGUGGGGAUGGUGUGUUCAGGGUGAUGAGCUGUGUUGCUUUUACGCCAAACAUAUCAUUUUGCA